CAGCGGGCCGCGGCAGGGGGACCGGGUGGCGGGCGCCAGCGGCCGGAGGACGCCCGGCUGCGGGAGGCGGCUCCGCAGCGCCCAGGCAAGCAAACCGAAGAAAAGGGCUUGCAAUCCUCCUCGGGGUUUGAUUUGCAUCAUCUCUUGAGUCCAUUAAAAAAAAAAAGACAACCAAGAAAAGGCAAAGCAAAGCAAACCUCUUCCCCCCCCCUUCCCCACACCCCUCCACCCCCCUUCCAAACCAUGUUGUGCGGAAGGACUUCCACUCCCUGGCUGUGCUGGUAACGUUUGCAAUCAGGAAGAGCCUUUGGGGGCUGCAGGAUCUGCUCAUCUGAUGCUGCCGCUCAAGGUUUUGGUGCAGGGAGACAAAACUGCUGCCUCUUCCGACCGCUGAUCUCUUCGCAUCUGCAUUUUGCUGCUGCCUUGCUCCGUCUCACACCCUUUCUCCAUGGACUGAUUGUGGAUUUUUUUGCUCCCCCCUCCCCCCCUCCUUUUUUUUUUUCCUCCCCCUCUUCUUUCAUUCCCCCUCCCCCUCAUUUUUUUUUUGGGGGGGGUAGGUUGUGGAGGAGAAGAGGACAAGCGAAGAAAAUCAGAAUCAAGGCACCGUUAUUUAUCUCUCGUUUUGCGGAGGGGCAGAGCUGCUUGGAGGUUAAUCAUCGUUGUUUUUUUUUGGGGGGGGGGGGGGAAGAGGAAACAUGACGUCGCCAGCAAAAUUCAAAAAGGAUAAGGAGAUCAUAGCCGAGUACGACACUCAAGUCAAAGAGAUCCGAGCCCAGUUGGUGGAGCAGCUGAAAUGCCUUGACCAGCAGUGUGAGCUCCGGGUCCAGCUGCUGCAGGACCUGCAGGAUUUCUUCCGCAAGAAGGCAGAGAUUGAGAUGGAUUACUCAAGGAAUUUGGAGAAGUUGGCUGAGAGAUUCCUGGCUAAAACUAGGAGCACCAAAGACCAGCAAUUCAAGAAGGACCAGAAUGUGCUGUCUCCUGUCAACUGCUGGAACCUCCUGCUGAACCAGGUGAAGCGGGAGAGCAGGGAUCACACCACCCUCAGUGACAUCUAUCUCAACAACAUCAUCCCUCGCUUUGUGCAGGUCAGCGAAGACUCGGGGCGCCUCUUCAAGAAGAGCAAGGAAGUUGGGCUGCAGCUCCAGGAAGACUUGAUGAAGGUCCUGAAUGAACUCUACACGGUGAUGAAAACCUACCACAUGUACAACGCAGACAGCAUCAGUGCUCAGAGCAAGCUGAAGGAGGCAGAGAAGCAGGAAGAGAAGCAGAUUGGGAAGUCAGUGAAGCAGGAGGACAAGCAGACCCCACGCUCUCCUGACUCAGCUGCCAACGUCAAGUUCGAAGAGAAGCAUGUUCGGAGGAGCUCUGUCAAGAAAAUAGAGAAGAUGAAAGAGAAGCGCCAAGCAAAGUACACAGAAAACAGGCUGAAGGCUAUCAAGGCAAGGAAUGAGUAUCUGCUAGCUCUGGAAGCCACCAAUGCAUCUGUGUUCAAGUAUUACAUCCAUGACCUGUCUGAUCUCAUUGAUCAGUGCUGUGACCUGGGCUACCAUGCCAGCCUCAACAGAGCUCUCAGGACCUUCUUGUCUGCUGAGCUCAACCUGGAGCAGUCCAAGCACGAGGGGCUGGAUGCCAUCGAGAACGCGGUGGAGAACCUGGACGCCAACAGCGACAAGCAGCGCCUGAUGGAGAUGUACAACAAUGUCUUCUGCCCACCCAUGAAGUUCGAGUUCCAGCCUCACAUGGGGGACAUGGAGUCACAGAUCUGUGCCCAGCAACCAGUGCAGAGUGAGUUAGUGCAGAGGUGCCAGCAGCUGCAGUCUCGACUGUCCACACUGAAGAUUGAAAAUGAAGAGGUGAAGAAGACAAUGGAAGCUACACUCCAGACCAUCCAGGACAUAGUCACAAUAGAGGACUUUGAUGUCUCUGACUGCUUUCAGUACAGCAACUCGAUGGAGUCUGUGAAAUCCACUGUCUCAGAAACCUUCAUGAGCAAACCAAGCAUUGCCAAGAGAAGAGCCAACCAGCAGGAGACAGAGCAGUUCUACUUCACAAAAAUGAAGGAGUAUCUGGAAGGCAGGAACCUGAUAACGAAGCUCCAAGCCAAACAUGACCUUCUUCAGAAGACCCUGGGAGAAAGCCAGAGGACAGACUGCUCCCUUGCCAGCGGCAGGCGCAGCUCCACCGUCAGGAAGCAGGAUUCCUCACAAGCCAUUCCCCUGGUGGUGGAGAGCUGCAUUCGGUUCAUUAGCAGGCAUGGUUUGCAGCACGAAGGAAUAUUCCGAGUCUCUGGCUCCCAGGUUGAAGUAAAUGACAUCAAAAAUGCAUUUGAGAGAGGAGAGGAUCCAUUGGCUGGGGACCAGAAUGACCACGACAUGGAUUCAAUAGCAGGAGUUCUGAAGCUCUAUUUUCGAGGGCUGGAGCAUCCUCUCUUCCCUAAGGACAUCUUCCAUGAUCUGGUUGCCUGUGUCACAAUGGAUAACUUACAGGAGCGAGCUCUCCACAUCCGCAAAGUGCUGCUGAACCUGCCCAAGACCACUCUGAUCGUCAUGAGAUACCUCUUUGCCUUCCUCAACCAUUUGUCUCAGUUCAGUGAGGAGAACAUGAUGGAUCCCUACAAUUUAGCCAUCUGCUUUGGGCCAACGCUGAUGUCUGUGCCUGAAGGUCAUGAUCAAGUCUCUUGCCAAGCUCAUGUCAAUGAACUGAUCAAAACCAUCAUCAUCCAACAUGAGAACAUCUUCCCAGGACCCAGGGAGCUGGAGGGUCCAGUCUAUAGCAGAGGUGGAAGCACUGAGGAUUACUGUGAAAGUCCUCACGGAGAGAGAGCCUCAACAGAAGACUCAGCCCAGGACGUGACAGCUGAGCACCACACCAGUGAUGAUGAGUGUGAGCCCAUAGAAGCCAUAGCCAAGUUUGACUACAUUGGCAGGACUGCCAGGGAGCUGUCCUUCAAGAAAGGAGCUUCUCUCUUGCUCUACCAACGAGCCUCGGACGACUGGUGGGAGGGACGGCACAACGGCAUCGACGGCCUCAUCCCGCACCAGUACAUCGUGGUCCAAGACACUGAGGAUGGUCUCUCGGAGCGAUCCAGUCCCAAGUCUGAAAUAGAACUCAACUCUGAGCCGCCAGAAGAGAAAGUGACUGCUCGAGCUGGUGCCAGCUGCCCGAGCGGGGGCCACGUCGCAGACAUUUACCUUGCCAACAUCAACAAGCAAAGAAAGAAACCAGAGUCAGGCAGCAUCAGAAGAGCCUUCCGUCAAAGUGACAGCCACGGCCUAGGUAGUUCAAUGGCAGAACCAGCCUCCCCAGGAGCCAUAGCCGGUUCCAGACCCUCAUCUCAGCCCAUUAUGAGCCAAAGUCUUCCCAAGGAGGUGUCAGAUAAGUGCUCCAUCAGUGGCCACGGCAGCCUCAAUUCUAUCAGCCGCCACUCGUCGCUGAAGAACAGGAUGGAGAGUCCCCAGAUCCGCAAAGCUGUCACAGCAGGCAGGUCCAAGAGCUUCAACAACCAUCGGCCCAUGGACCCCGAGGUCAUUGCACAGGACAUCGAAGCUACGAUGAACUCUGCUCUGAACGAGCUGCGGGAGCUGGAGAGGCAAAGCAGCGUAAAGCACACCCCAGAUGUUGUCCUCGACACCCUGGAGCCUCUGAAAACAUCUCCAGUGGUAGCCCCCACCUCAGAACCUUCCAGCCCUCUGCACACUCAGCUCCUGAAGGACACUGAGCCAGCUUUCCAGCGCAGUGCCAGCACAGCUGGAGACAUCCCCUGCACCUUCCGACCGGUCAAGUCGGUCAAAUUGGCCACCCAGGUGAAACCUCCAGCAACAAGGCCAAAACCCACAGUUUUCCCCAAAACAAAUGCCACAAGCCCUGGCGUUGCCUCCUCUGCAUCUCAGCAGCCUACUGACAAGUCCUGUACUGUCUGAACUCGAUGCUGCUCUCUGGGUACCAACCAAGUUGCUUCUUCAAGGCGAAGAGACUCCGUUCGAAACCUCCUCUUUAAGCUCCUCCUUGAACUGCUGCCGAAGGUUGGUGCUGAACUUGCUGGGGGGGGUGACAAACCUCAUCCCGUGGGUAUCAGUGACAUUUGGUGAGGCAAACCAGCUGGGUGCCACACUUUGGGAAAUCCAGGAUCAGGUCACUGUGAAGCUGAGGAGGAAAACACCCCAAGCAAGCAAGCAAGCGAGCGAUGAGUUGGACCUUGGGUCGAUGCCUCACUGGAAGGUGUUUGGGCCACUGGAAGAAGCAUUUGGUGGCAGUCCCCUUUGGAAUAGUGGUUGUAGUGACUUCUAGAUUCUGUGUUUCAUUUCUUCACAGGGGAAAAAAAUGAAAACCUAAUAGGAUAGAUUUUAGUCUGCUGCAUGUUUUGGUGCCACUGUUGACGUGGAGCUUGGACAUGCCUGGGUCUUGUGCGUUCUUGUUAUCACCUCGCCCGCGGGUGCCACGGUGGUUAAGGCUCUGUCUUGAUUGACUUCCAUCCCAUCCCUCUGGGUUUUUGUUUUGGUUGCUUCUCCCCCAAGUUCUUCCCUGCUGGGGCCCAAAGGUGGCCAUCCAGCUUCAGCAUUUGUCAGGAAAAAAAGUAGUUGACUCUGGAAGCCUCUUAGAUUUUUGUGGAGUUCUGCGUGCUGUGUGUCUGUGCAAGUCUGAACCGAGGUGGUCCUCAGCUGCAGGAGCAGAAGGAGGAGACCACUUGUUGCUUAUGGACAAUCUGAGCUCUUUGCCCCCUUUCCCUCUCCCCAUCUUUCAUUGGUUUUUCCGUGGAAUUUUCAGCCCUGAGGCUCUGCUCUGCUGUGUGAGAGCUCAGGAGACUGAAUGUAGGAACAAAAGAGCAGUUGGCUUUGGAGAACUGAAGCAUCCUCUGCUGGGAGCUGAGCGACUCAAUGCACACAUCCUUGCUCUGAUCACACCUCCAGAUGGAUCCUGACCAGAAUCCCACUUGGACAAGCACUGUAAAAACUUCCAGCCCAAGAAGCUUUGCAUCUUCUCCCUCUUUCUGGCUGCAAAGGGCUUCGGUGGGUGGCUGUGAACUGCUUUUUGAGGAUCUCUGCUCUCAUAGGAGAUGCUGCUGGGGACAAGAGAUGUGGCAGAAGGUGGCUUCUGGAGUGGCUUCUCUGCGUGGUUCUGGUGGACAGGAGUUGCCUCCAGGAUUGCAUUCUUUGUAUUUAUAUGGUAGGCAGCAAAAUGCUUCAGCCUCUAGCAGGCUGCAGGAACACUUUUGUACUCUGCUGAAGAAAUUUCCCCACUUCUAAUAUUAAUUUAAUUUAAGAGAAAUAAUAAUAAUAAUAAUAAUAAUUAAAACAAGGCAGGAGCCCACUGAGAAGGGUGCAGAAGACCUCUCAGCCCUGCAGGAAUGGAGACUGGCUUGAACCCUCAGUUCACUUUGUUCUUCAGCUUGUCUGGGAUUUAAAAACCAAGCUGCACCUCUUCAUGGUUUCACCAAGUCAAGAGGAAAAGAAAACAAGAGAGGGGGGAAAAAAAACCCCAAAUCCCUGUAUUUUCUCUCCCCUUUUAGCUGAGCUUCUUGUACAUUUGGGGGCUUCUUGUGCUUGGCUUCCUUGCCCCCCAGCGUUUGAAGUGGCACUUAAGUGAUGAGAAGAGAAGGAACAAAGCUUCUCAGAACAGCUUCUUCAGGAGUCAGCAGGAAGAGCUCAUCCCCUGCAGGUCACUGAGGGUGAAGGGAGCAGUCCACAUCCAACCUCACCAGACGCUGAGCAGUGGUGGGGGUGAAACCCUCCCACGUUUUCUCCACGCCCUACUUGCAGUGAACCUCUGGGGAAAACACCAGGAGGAAGAUCUCAGCAAGAACUCUUCCUCCUUGGUCCUUUCUGUAGCAGCAAUUCCCCUCGGGAAGCACCUUGGUACACGUUGGGGACUACCCCUUUGGACCUCUCCCUCUUCCUCUCCUGUGGGAAGAUUUCCCCCACGCGGUGCAACCAGCAACCCCUUUGCUCUCAGGUUCUGAUGGACUUUCACCACCAAGGAACCACUUGUUCUUUUGGGGGGGGGGGAACAACCCACCACCAAAUGACAGAACAGAUUGGAACUUGGCAUUCUUUCUUUUUUUUUUUGGCUCAGGCAGAACUUUUCUGGCACUUCCCUGGGAGCAGGGAGGGGUUUUUUUUUGUCCUUCUGGGUUUGUUUCCUCUCUGAUUGUCCAGCCAUGGAUGGCCAAGGUUAUGUUCUGUGUUCAAGAGCAGGCUCUCUGUGUGAUUGACUUCAACUCAUUUGUGAUGCCUUAGUUUCUUUACAUGUUUUUAAUGCCUAGCAUCAGUGUCUCUUAAGAAUUGAAGUGUUCAGCUACGCACAGCACACCUGGAGGAGAUGCCUUUUAUUUUCUCUAGCUGUCUGAACUGCCAGUGGAAAUUGAGGUCAAGAAGACUUCAGGUGACUCUUCACAGCAACUGUGUGCUGUGCUUCUCUCCAGCAUCCACAGCUCGGGGACAAUCCUGCUGCCAAGGGGAAUCAUUUAGCAGGAGAACCUCACGCUGAGCAACCCAACUGGAAUUCUUUGGUGUGCACUGUGAUUGACGCUUACAAACCCUUAACAGCAAGCAAUAUGGGAGGCUGAAGAGUGUCCUUCCUCUUUUCCACCUGCUCCAGGUCUGCCUGGCCAGCAGAAGACUCAGAGAGAGGAGGAGAAGAACCAAGAGAAGGAAACUUUUUGCCUAUCUGCUUCCCUCUGUGAGCACAAAAAGGCUGAGGGGGGAGCAUUUGCCACCAGGAUGGAGAGACUUGGAAGCGUUGGUGCUGCUCCAGUGGGCACCUUGUAGGGUGGACAAGUAGGAGGCAGUGGUUUGCUUGAGGGGAGUUUGGUGUGUGUGUGGGGGGAAGGUACCAACGUUGCUGCAUACCUUCAGAAGAAGAAACAACUUUGUUCUUCCACAGGAAAUCCUCUUGGGUGGCUUUUCUGUACCGUUGGUGACAAACAGAAGGGACAAGGAAGUGUUUGGUAACUGGAAUAAACCCAUCUGUUGGGCAGUGCUUUGUAUGGACCAGGGCUUCUUGUUCAUCAGGUGUUGGAUUGGAAGAAGCCAAAGCAAAACUUGUGACAGUAAAGUUGUGAUGGUUUUUGGGUUUCUUUUGUUUUCCUUUUUUUUUUUUCCCCCCUCCAGGUGCUCCCAAUCCUGAAUGGUUUCUGGAGCUUCCCUGGGGUUUAUUCCUCUGGCUGGGAACGGAGCAGUUGCGCUCUAAAGGUUGCUAAAUCUCUGCUGCUCCAAGGUUAAUCCAAAAGCUCCCAGUCCUGUGGCUUGUGAAUGGUGUCAAAGCAGUGGGAGGUGAUCACAGGCUCCUCACUUCUCUCUCUGCUGGAGCUUCUGUGGCAGUGGAAGCCAUGAAGUCAUUGGAGCUGCACUGAGACAGCAGCAAUCGAGCCUGGGUGUGCAGCUCUGUGUUUUGCUGACCUGUUUGAAGGAGUCUUUAGGUUUCCUGUGAUGAAUACCUCAUGUCUUGGGUUUGGGGAGUUUCUGUUGGCUCUUUUCUUUCCUGAUUGGUGGUUGUUGUGUUUUGGUUUGUUGUUUUGAGGGGUUUUUGUAUUGGUUUUGGGUUGGGUUUUUUUUAAGGCAAGGUUGUUCUUGCUCCGAAGUAGGUUAAGGUAACCAAGUUCUCAUCCAGUUAUUUACUGAAUCAAAAAACAGCUCCAAGCUGGGCAAAAACAAAUCUCAUCUCUUGUGGUUCCCCAACCUUGCACUUGGUACAGGGGUGAGUGGGCACUGGGCUGCUCACCAGAGCCCUCAGAAGAGCUCUAGCAAUAUUCAGGCCAAGGAGGUCCUUGCAGAUGGAGUUUGCUGCCUUAUGUCUCCUCUUCUGUGCGUCGAACCCUCAAGCUCAGUUGAAGUUUAGUCUCAGUUUGGGGCUUUGUUGAAGUGUCUGAGAGAUCUUUUUCUUCUAAAUGUCUGCAGUUAGCACUUGAAACCCUCUUCCAGCCUUCUACCUGGGCAACUGGAACACUGCUACCUGAGGAGAGAGGUGUCCAGAGGACCCCUGGAGGAGGUUUCCCUCUCAGCAGGCUCUGGUUUGCCAGGACUGCAGAGGUAAGGGUGGAGAAAUGCCCACCCAGACCAUUUGUCUGAUGGGCUGGGUGGGACCUGCAGCUGCCUGGCUCCCAUCCAGUGAGCACAAGCUAGUGGUGAAGCACAGCAGCAAGCUCUGCCCCUUGUCCCUGGGGUGUGAUGAGAAGAUCAGGGGUCCCUGUGCACAGUAGGACCAGCCCUGGCUGUAGAGGGACCUGCUGAGGAGCACCAAGCCAUUGUCUCACUGACCUGUGAGCCUCAAGCUGGGAAGGCUGCUUUGAAACAAACCAGCCCUAAAGCAGAAGGAGCACCUGGGCACUUCCAUCACCGAGGAAGGAGCCUGUCCAGGGCACAGAAUGAGUUUAACAAGCUGGGGACUGAUUGAGUCUGGGAUCUUUUGGUUCUCACAAAAGUUAGGAGUCUUUCUGUGACCUUAACUGGCCUUGGCUCACAUCCCCCAGGAUGCAGUUAGAGACAUGAAGCUGCUGGUUCAGCAGCCUGGUAGCACUAGAGGGCUUUGCUGGAGGGAUCUGAUGUUCUCUCCUGGUGAGCACCAUGCCCAGCAGGAUCCCUCCAGGCCUGGGAAAACACCAAGCACUUAUCAGCACUCCUGGAUCAAGUCUGGGGUUUGAGCUUUCAGAUCACUUCCCAAGAUCAGCCUCUCUCUGGAUUGGCUUUCUGCUUGCUUCUGCCUCUGUGUGUGUGUGUGACAGCCUGGUACUUGAACACAAAAAUACCUGACCCCACUGCCUUGUGUCCCUCUGGGCUCCAGUGGAAACUGGCAUGGUCCAAGGGCACUGUCAUGCACAAAUACAACCCAGGAUGAUCCAGGGCCUGUGUGAUGCACAAGCAGAACCCAGGAUGACCCAAGGGCACUGUCAUGCACCAGCAGAACCCAGGAUGAUCCAAGGGCUGUGAGAUGCACAAACAGAACGCAGGGUGGUCCAUGGGCUGUGAGAUGCACAAACAGAACCCAGGAUGAUCCAAGGGCUGUGAGAUGCACAAACAGAACCCAGGGUGGUCCAUGGGCUGUGAGAUGCACAAACAGAACCCAGGGUGGUCCAUGGGCUGUGAGAUGCACAAACAGAACCCAGGGUGGUCCAUGGGCUGUGAGAUGCACAAGCAGAACACAGGGUGGUCCAUGGGCUGUGAGAUGCACAAACAGAACCCAGGAUGAUCCAAGGGCUGUGAGAUGCACAAACAGAACCCAGGAUGAUCCAAGGGCUGUGUGAUGCACAAACAGAACGCAGGGUGGUCCAUGGGCUGUGAGAUGCACAAACAGAACCCAGGAUGAUCCAAGGGCUGUGAGAUGCACAAACAGAACCCAGGGUGGUCCAUGGGCUGUGAGAUGCACAAACAGAACCCAGGGUGGUCCAUGGGCUGUGAGAUGCACAAACAGAACCCAGGAUGAUCCAAGGGCUGUGAGAUGCACAAACAGAACCCAGGGUGGCCCAUGGGCUGUGUCAUGCACAAGCAGAACCCAGGGUGGUCCAUGGGCUGUGUCAUGCACAAGCAGAACCCAGGGUGGUCCAUGGGCUGUGUCAUGCACAAGCAGAACCCAGGGUGGUCCAUGUGUCAUGCACAAUUACAGCUCAGGAUGAUCCAAGGGCUGUGUGAUGCACAAGCAGUGGUGGCUGAAGGGGUCAUUUUCAUCCUAGAAUCAUCAUUUAGGUUGGAAAUCACUCUCUGCUUCUGCCUCCACUGCCCAAAAGGAAGAGGGUUCCUUUUCCAGGCUGAGUUGAUUUUGGUGGCUCUAGAGGUGCUAAAAGAGCAAUUCAAGGCCUGGAAAAUGUUUCAAUUUUGAUGCUGGUUUGUUUUUUAUUAAUGAUUGUUGUUGUUUUCCUGUUCUAUUUUGUGCUUCCUACAAUGUCUUUUGAGGCCAGAUAAGAGUCCUUCAUCAAUGGGCCAAAAAGAGGUGAAGGUGGAGAAGGGAGGGCAGCUCCCUGCUCUACACAUACUUGACAACCAAGCUUCAUACAGGGUAACUAUUCAGCAGUUUGCAACAGAAAGAACAGCUGAACCCUUCCUUCUAAAGGCACUGCAGCAACCUUAGCUUCUGAAAUGGGCUUCACUCAGCCUUCCUCCUCCAGGCAAGAGUCCUGCCCUUGGGAUAAAGCAGAGCCCAAAGGAGAUUGGACUCAGGAGCAUGCCAAACUGCUGGAGCAAUACUUGUGAGCUGCAGGUUCUUCACCAGAGCCCAGCUCAACGUAGGCAAAAGAAGAGGGGGCAAGGGAGUGAGCAAAUAAAAGGCAUCUCUGAGGGGUGGCAGUGAUGCCACAAGGUGCUGCUGUCAGGUGGGCAAGUUUGGUCUCAAAGGUUAGAAGUUGUUCGUUGUCGUCGUGGUUCUCUUGCUUGGAAACCUCCAUCCUGCUCCUGGUGGGCUUGAGAGGGGUUUUUUUUCUGGGGGGGGGGGGGGGGAGGGGAUGUUAAGAGCAGUUGUGGGAUGGAAUGUUCUUGCUAAAGCAGUUCCCAUGGUUCCAUGUCUUCUACACCACUAUAUAUAUGGUGUAUAUAUUCAACUGUGUAAAGUUGUACUUUGUAUAUAGGACUCUGUACAAUAUGGGGGUGCAGCCUUUUUUUUGGGGGGGUGGGGGAGGAGGGAGGACACAAUAUUGUACAGUAUUAGGAGUUUGAUGUGUUGGAAACAAACAACAACCAACAACAACAUGAAUGUUCAAGUCCAUCCUUUUGGGGGGGCAAGCAAAUGUAUCCCUGUGUCAGUAGCAAUAGUUUGGCUUUGGAGAAAUAAAUGUUUUGGGUAUGGUGGAAA
Messenger RNA from Pogoniulus pusillus (Red-fronted tinkerbird), 10773 nucleotides. It is a transcript of the gene SRGAP2, whose product is annotated as SLIT-ROBO Rho GTPase activating protein 2. Gene Ontology annotation, biological process: negative regulation of cell migration; signal transduction. Gene Ontology annotation, cellular component: cytoplasm. Bases 696 to 3920 code for a protein of 1074 amino acids. Lineage: Eukaryota; Metazoa; Chordata; Aves; Piciformes; Lybiidae. The record is from RefSeq and is a predicted model, not a curated record. The transcript has 23 exons. Gene Ontology annotation, molecular function: protein binding.